Messenger RNA from Gaeumannomyces tritici R3-111a-1, 324 nucleotides. RefSeq lists its product as hypothetical. The transcript has a single exon. The coding region runs from base 1 to 324 and encodes 107 amino acids. NCBI's taxonomy places the organism in Eukaryota, Fungi, Ascomycota, Sordariomycetes, Magnaporthales, Magnaporthaceae. The record is from RefSeq and is a predicted model, not a curated record.
AUGGUUAGGAGGCUCGGGUAUUACAUGGGCAAAAACGACGAUCCUCCGACAAGGGCGAGGCGGGCAGAUGCCGUCGACUGCGUAUGGAUGUUGGCAAGGGCCGUCAAGGACAUUAACGCUGUCGACGCUGGUGGAAGGACAGCGCUGCACCUGCUCCUCCACUACAACUUGAACCUAAUGUUUCUCAAGCACGCGUCCAUGGUACUCUGCCAGCAAGGCAUUGGGAUACACAUCCGGGACCACGACGGUCGCACGGCGGCGGAUAUUCUCCGGUGUCGGUACGGCAAUCGGCGGGCGGACUGGAUGAUGGAGAUGUUUGAAUGA